Molecule: messenger RNA, 2769 nt
Organism: Dictyostelium purpureum
Lineage: Eukaryota; Evosea; Eumycetozoa; Dictyosteliales; Dictyosteliaceae
Exons: 3
Coding region: 1-2769 (922 amino acids)
Biological process (GO): dephosphorylation
Molecular function (GO): phosphatase activity
Source: RefSeq, a predicted model, not a curated record
AUGAAUUCAAGAUUACCAGCACAACCUUCGUUGGUUACACAAAAUUCGUUAUCUCAAAUUUUGUCACCUACUAAGCCAACAAGAAGUUCGUCAAAUCUAUCAGGUUUGGGACCAGAAGAGAAAUUGGAAAAAUUAAAAGAUAUUAGCAGUAAAACUAUAGAUACAAUCAUAUUUAAAAUUGCAGAAAUGAAGAGAGAAAAACAAGUUUUACAAACAUUUAAAGAUAUUAUGAAGAUUUCAGAAACUCUUAUUGAGAUUGAAAAGAUUUUAGAGGAUGUUGGAAACGAAUCACCAUUAUCAUCUUCAUUAAAUAAUAGUUCAGAAAAUCAAAUAGCUCCAACAGGUUCAUCUCCACCAAAAGCCUCAUCAUCAUCGUCAUCAUCAACAGUUUCUGUAUCAACCAAUGGUGGUGUAACUAUUAACUUAUCAACAUUACAGGGAGGAAAAGAAUUAACAAACAGAGAUCCAAAUUCUACAUCAUCAUUAGAGGCAGAGUUGAUCCAAAUUAUUCAUUCAAAAUCUUCAUCAUUAAAAAAGAAAAACGAAAGAUCAGUAAAAAGUAUUGAAUCUAUGCAUCAAAUUAUUCACAAGUGUCUUGAUAAUAUUAAAGCAAAAAUAAUAAGUGUAAAGAAGAAAUUGAUUUUUGAACAGUCUGUAGCAGUUGUUUUACAAUAUGGUGAAAUGAUAAGAAAUAUUAGAAAUCAAGUAAAUACAUUCAGAACUAUUUCAUUACCAGACAAUGUAAUUUUAUGCGAUGGUGAAAAAUUAUUAUUAAAAGUGGAUUCAUGUAAUUAUCAUUUAUAUGAUAACUCUAUCCAAUCAACAUCAGAAAAACAAUCGGAAAAAUCAACAUCAGAAAAGCAAUCAGAAAAACAGUCAUCCAAUUCAUCUAAUCAAAACAAUAAUAGUAACAAUCAUCAAUCUUGUGAAAUCGAGGAUGAAAUUAUAGCCGGUUCAUUAUUUUUAACAAAUUAUCAAAUUAUUUUUUAUGGAUCAACAAUAAAAUCUGAACCUUAUGUUAAACAUUUUUCUUUACAUUCAAUUUCAAAAUUAAUUAAAAAUGGUAAAAAAAAGACAUUGGGUGAAUUUUCAUAUAGGUUAAAUUUUAUUUGCAAAGAUUAUAGAAUUCAUACAAUUUCAUUUGAUAAACAAAGCUCAAGUUUGAAGGAUGUAAGAAGGUGUAUUGAAACAUUCCAAAGUCAACCAAAUACAUUGUUUUGUUAUUUAAUGAGACAGGAGUACACUAAAUUAGAGACUGUGGGUUUAGGAUGGACUAUAUACUCUGCUAGGGAUGAGUAUGCACGUAUGGGAGUACCAUCACCAGAUUGGAGGGUAUCAGAUGCAAAUUACAAUUAUUUCUUGUGCGACAGUUAUCCAGGUCUUUUAGGUGUACCAGAAUCUAUUACUGACGAACAGUUAAAGAGUGUUGCCCAAUUUAGAAGUAAAGGAAGAAUACCCAUUCUCUCAUACAGACAUUGGUCCAAUAAAACUUCAAUUACACGUUGUAGUCAACCAAUGGUUGGUAUUGGUGGUAAUAGAUCCAAUGAAGAUGAGAAUUUAUUAAAUGCAAUUCGUAUGACAUCCACUGCAACCAGCGCAACUGGUGGUUCUACUUCAACUUCAAACUCAAAAGAUAGAACAUUAUAUAUUUUAGAUGCAAGACCCUAUGCUAAUGCUGUUGGAAAUCGUGCAAAAGGUGCUGGUUGGGAAAUUUUAAAUAAUUAUCCUAAUUGUGUUUUAGAAUUUUUAAACAUUGCUAAUAUUCACUCAAUGAGACACUCUCUUUGGAAAAUUAAAGAUGCCGCAGCAAGUAGUAUCGAUAAAGAAGAUGGUUGGUUUGCAGCAUUAGAGUCGUCAGGUUGGUAUAAUCAUAUUAAACUGGUUCUUCAAGGUGCAACUAGAUUAGCAAAACUUAUUCAUCUUCAACAUAAUAAUGUUUUAGUACAUUGUUCCGAUGGUUGGGAUCGUACUAGUCAACUCGUUGCAAUAGCAGAGUUAUUAUUGGAUCCAUAUUUUAGAACUAUUAGAGGAUUUGAAAUUUUAAUCGAAAAAGAAUGGUUAUCGUUUGGACAUAAAUUUGCACAAAGAUGUGGCCAAGUUCAUGGAAAAGAUGAAAGUGAACAAUCACCCAUUUUCUACCAGUUUUUAGAGGCAGUAUAUCAAAUAAUUCAUCAAUUCCCAAGUAAAUUUGAAUUCAAUGCCAAUUUCCUCAAGACAAUCCUCCAUCACAGUUAUAGUGGCAAAUAUGGUAACUUUUUAUUCAACACUGAAAAAGAAAGGGUUCAAAAUCAUAUCUAUGGUAAAACCAUCAGUUUGUGGGCUGAAAUCGACUUAAAUAUAAAAGAGUAUUUAAAUCCAUUAUACCAACCAACAAGCAUCAAAGAACGUGAUUGUAUUUUCCCUGAUUGUUCCAUUAAAAGAUUCAAGGUUUGGAAGCAACUUUACUUUAAUAACUCAGAUUUGGAAAAGUUUGAUCCAGAAGAGAAAAUUCUUCAUCAAAUGCUUGAACAACAGAUUGAUGAUAGAGUGGAGGCAUUUAAGGAAUUAUAUCCAUUAAAGCCACGUAGAUCUCACACUGCUUCACUUUCUUUCCAAACUUCCCCCAUUAGAUCUUCAUCUCAAUUAACUCUACCAUCCUAUGUUGGUUCAAACUCUAUACCCACUAGAUCCAUCAUCGAUUUAGAUAAUAAUUUAUUAGAAGAGGAUCCUAAUUCAAAAGGUAAAAAAGAAAAAAAAACAUCAUCAAGAUUUUUUGGUAAAAAAAAAUAA